Messenger RNA from Amphiprion ocellaris (clown anemonefish), 3249 nucleotides. It is a transcript of the gene stk39, whose product is annotated as serine threonine kinase 39. The transcript has 19 exons. The coding region runs from base 204 to 1793 and encodes 529 amino acids. Gene Ontology annotation, biological process: protein phosphorylation. Gene Ontology annotation, molecular function: ATP binding; protein serine/threonine kinase activity. The record is from RefSeq and is a predicted model, not a curated record. NCBI's taxonomy places the organism in Eukaryota, Metazoa, Chordata, Actinopteri, Pomacentridae.
CGCGGGGUGCGUGUGCGCGCGCACGCCUGUGGUCCGUUAUUUUCCGGGUUGCGCUCGGUGGCGGCGGCGGUAGUUGUGCUGCGGCUGCCAGCUGACACUUGUACCGAGGAGGGGAGGUCAAACUGGACUCUCUCUCUCUCUCUCCGUGUCUCCGUCAGUCCGAGGGAGACGCUGCUAACUAGCGAAGCAUCAUCAUCAUCAUCAUGGCGGAUCAAGGCGAACCCACGGCUCCGGUCCAGCAGCCGCAACCGGCGCCGACAGCCAGCUGGCCAAUUACCAGGGAGUCGUACGAGCUGCAGGAAGUCAUAGGCAGUGGGGCCACAGCUGUGGUGCAGGCAGCCCUCUGUACCCCCAGACAGGAGCGCGUGGCCAUAAAGAGAAUCAACCUGGAAAAAUGCCAGACCAGCAUGGAUGAGCUAUUGAAAGAAAUCCAAGCCAUGAGCCAGUGCAACCAUCCCAAUGUUGUCACCUACUACACCUCCUUUGUUGUGAAGGAUGAACUUUGGUUAGUCAUGAAGCUUCUAAGUGGAGGCUCCAUGCUGGAUAUAAUUAAGCACACAAGCAAAGAAGAAGAUAAAAAUCGAGCUUUAGACGAGCCUAUUAUUGCCACAAUAUUAAAAGAAGUUCUCGAGGGCCUGGACUAUCUGCACAGAAAUGGACAAAUUCACAGGGAUGUGAAAGCUGGGAACAUACUACUGGGAGAAGAUGGAUCUGUUCAGAUUGCAGAUUUUGGAGUCAGUGCGUUUCUAGCCACGGGGGGUGAUAUGACUAGAAACAAAGUUCGAAAGACCUUCGUUGGCACGCCGUGUUGGAUGGCGCCGGAGGUGAUGGAACAGGUUCGAGGCUACGAUUUCAAAGCAGAUAUAUGGAGUUUUGGAAUCACAGCCAUAGAGUUAGCAACAGGCUCUGCACCCUAUCACCGCUACCCUCCCAUGAAGGUUUUAAUGCUUACCCUACAGAAUGAUCCACCCACUCUAGAGACUGGUGUGGAGGACAAGGAAAUGUUAAAAAAAUAUGGCAAAUCAUUUAGAAAACUUAUAACUAUGUGCCUUCAGAAGGAUCCUGCCAAAAGGCCUACAGCCGCAGAGCUUUUGAAGUGUAAAUUCUUCCAAAAGGCCAAGAACAAAGAAUAUCUGGUCGAAAAGCUUUUGUGUCGUGCACCAAAGAUUUCCCAGAGAGCGAAGAAGGACCCCGAGCAGAACUGGGGGAGCCUUGGUUCUAUGUCAGGUUUGGAAAGUAAACCCAACACCACCAGAAGGGUGAGGAGAGUCCCAGGCUCCAGUGGCCACUUGCACAAGACAGAGGAUGGAGACUGGGAGUGGAGUGAUGACGAACUGGACGAGGGCAGUGAGGAGGGCAAGGCAGCAGUGAAUCAGGGCAGGUCACGAAGGGUCAAAGAUGAGGCCAGAGAUAAUGAGGAGAAUGCCAACAAUGUCCCUAUUGAAGGCUUGUCUAUUCAGCAUCCCCAGGUCGAACCAUAUGAGGACACAGCCUUUAUUCAAGGUGCCGUGAACAUGGUACUACGGCUGAGGAACUCCAGAAAGGAGCUGAAUGACAUUCGGUUUGAAUUCACUCCAGGGCGAGACACUGCUGAUGGCGUUUCCCAGGAACUGUUCUCGGCUGGUCUGGUCAAUGGGCACGAUGUUGUAAUUGUUGCUGCUAACCUUCAAAAGAUUGUAGAUGACCCAACUACCUACAAAGUGUUGACCUUUAAGCUGGCUUCCGGCUGUGAUGACACGGAGAUUCCCGAUGAGGUGAAGUUGAUCGGCUUUGCGCAGCUGAGUGUUAGCUGAUGCUCUCUCUUCAUGCCUGAAGCAGGUGAGACAGGGGAGACAGUUCAGGGCAGACAGACUGAGGAACACAACCACCACUUCCUGCAAUAUGUUCCCCCCAACAGAACCCUCCCUGAAAACUCACUCCUCGCUCCUCCUUCCUCACUUCUUUUCACCUUCCCUGAGGCCCAAGCUCCGCCACCGCCCCUUCCUGCACCUCCUUAGCGCAAAAUCCCUCCUCACUGUCCCCCCGACCUUUAACCUUAACAACAUUCCACCGCCCAGCGCACAGACCAGGAUCAGGAUACAGCCCAGGAAACCUAAAGAUGUACUCAGGUGGUGAAAGAAGGUGAUUAAGAUGUAGCUUUGAAUGUUUUAUUUAUUUACUCAUUUUUGUUUUACAUCACAUUACCUCUGUGUUCAGCAAAGCUCUCAUUAUUUAUUGAAAUGAGAAGGUUUUUUUUCCCCCCCUCUCACGCUGUUUUGUUGCCACAGUGAAAACAAAUUUGCUUUGACUCACAUCUCACAAACCCACUCAUUUGUGAAGUUUCCCUGAGGUCUGUGUCAGAAUGUAAGAUUUAGUCCAUUUAUGGGGAAAAGCACAUUUUCAUAAGAACAUAAUGAAUGUCUAAGAAUAGAAUGAAUUGUAUUUCUGUGUCAAGGCUUGUUUCAUAUUACCAAGAAGGGACCCAUUUGCUUCAGUGCGCAGUAAAAAAAGAAAAGAGACCUGGAUGCUACUGUGUAUAAUUUGCUGCUCUCGACAGUGUUAACGCUUCAAAAUGCUAGAGGUGCCUUGUUCAUUUUUCUGUGCCUAAGAAAGUAGUCAACGAGUGAGACCACACAAAGACCAGAGCCUGCUGAUUACCAUUUCACCGAUGUAUUAGUCCAGCAAUGACACAAUUCAAGUGAAGUAUCUUGACUUAAUGAGGCAAACUGAAAUGCACUUUUGGGCUGAGUGUGUGCGCCCGACAAGCAGAUGCUUAGCCCCCGGAGACAAGUUAAUUUGAGUGCUUUUGUCAUCAGACAAAUAAAACAUAACAGAACCUGCAGUGGUGUAAUCUGUUCUGGUUGAUGCGUUUUCAGAUGCCAGGCUAAUCAACAAAACCACAACAGUUUAAUUUUCUUACUCUGUCCUCCUGCACUACGAAACUUUCUGUUCCCAAAAAUAUGGCAGUUACUAAAAUGUACUGUAUGACAAUGCGUCUGAGGAUGAAACCAAAACGGCAACUACUGAAAGGGCGACGAGCCAUUUGUUUGUCCAAACAAGUCCAGUAGCUCUAAAUUAUUUUUAAGGUAUUGAGGUGUUAAAAUAUUAACUUCUACUAAAUUCUUUAUUUUAUGAAGUAAUUUAUUGUGUUUUCUAUGUACAGUAUGUGUACCAUUUCAGCAUAUUACCCCUAUUACCCCCUCUCUGUAAUCAGCUGAUGUCAAAUUUCCGAUGAGGAGCAACAAAUAAAGAAUUGCUAUUAUUUAAAAA